Molecule: messenger RNA, 3858 nt
Organism: Folsomia candida
Lineage: Eukaryota; Metazoa; Arthropoda; Collembola; Entomobryomorpha; Isotomidae
Exons: 8
Coding region: 75-2156 (693 amino acids)
Biological process (GO): signal transduction
Molecular function (GO): protein binding
Source: RefSeq, a predicted model, not a curated record
ACAAUCAGUACAUUGUCAUCUUUCCACCAACCAAAUUUACAAAUAUACUUUUAGCUAAAUCAACCAACAAAGCAAUGUCACGCGUACCAGACAUUGCGAAAAAAUUAGUUGAUCACGACCCAGUUCUCAUCAAUGAAUGGAGAGGUUUUUAUCGUGCACUUGGUCUAGGGCCGGCUAAGCUGGCCCAAUUGGAAUACAGAUUUCGAACAGCUACAAUCGAAAUGGAAGACUUAUUCAUUGAAAUCAUUAACGGCUGGGUAUCCAAGUCAGGUUCGGAAGCGAGUAUCACCACCCUUGUCGAAUUACUGAGAGAAUCUGGAUAUGUAAGCUCAUCAGAACUGAUCAAGAAAACUUUUGGGACAAACCUUACCGGAAAUAAUGACCAAAUAUGGCUCACAGACCCAAUAAGUAGUAAUUUUACCAUAGAAACAACAUCCACAUCCACGCUUUCGUCAGGUCCAAAACUCCCCCAAAGAAGUCACCCCACUUGGUACAAGGUGGAAAAAGCAGACGCUGACUUUCAAGGACGCACCGAACAGCUCAGCCUCAUCUCGAACUACUUUAACAACCAAAUUGCUUCCGGUCAAUCCGCCCGAGUUUACCUUUCAGGCCCUGAAACCGCUGGAAAAACCGAACUCGCCAAAAAAUUUACUGCAAAAUUCCACCAAGAUGAAAACGCUAAUUGCAUCUGGAUCGAUGGGAAUCGCGCCUCGGUGCAGAAGAGCUUUACGCGAUUUGUGGAAAGCGUCCUCCCCUCAAACCUGCUCUCUGACAGUCCCACAAAAAUAUCCGCGGUCGUCUCCCUCCUCCAAGAACAUGUCUUUAAACACUCCCAAAAUUCGUGGCUAUUCGUCCUUGAUGGGAUCGAUGAUUCCGAAUCCGUCCAGUUUUUAUCUUCCUUGUUGAAGCAAUUUUCAAAAUUCCCGCCCGUCCAAGACCCCCUUAUUUUGGUAACGAGCCAGAAACAAAUUGGAGACCCCAACAUUCGACUGAACCACUGGACUGAAAAUAAUUUCAAAUACUUGUCCCUCCAUAUUACCUCCUUAUCGAGCCGAUUUGUCAAAAAUUGUCUUAACGACCAGGGCGACAUGGUUCGCCAUGUCAUGUACAGAUUGGCGUCCGUGUUCGAUUCAUUCAUUGCAAAAAACCAGAAGGAGGAAAAGCGAGUUAAAUUGAUCUCGCUGUGUGUCUCCUUAAUCAGUUUGGUCGCUUACUUCGUCACCGAUGAGAUCUCCGAGUCGUACCUCCUUAACAUCUGGGCGUCCCUGGUUAAUCAGCCUGACACCAACUUUACCGACAGGCGCGACAUCCUCGACCGAUUUAGAACCACGUUAGGCAUCUUUUUACGACAACCCGGUAACUCAAACGUUCUAGACUCCCCCAAACCCGCGGUGGUCGCCAUCUUUCGACAAAUCCUCGUGGUCAGCGAUCCAUUCCGGAAGUAUUUGGGCAGAGCAAUUUCAGUCCCGUCGAUUACAGAGGAAUCCGUCAUACAAAAAAUAUUUGUCAUCGUUCUCCGUAAUUAUAAAGAUAACGCCAACUCCGAUAACGAAUCUGGCCAGAAUGUUAAACAUUUAGUAAACAAGGUUUUAUAUGACGACGCUUUAUUAAAGCUGUGUAGCGUCGGAGUUUCAAACUAUUCUUGUUCGAGUAACAAUGUCCCCCUGUUGGGCCAAGUACAUGACAGAUUUGCCACAUUUUUUGGUCGAGGUCAUGACGAAAGCAUGACAGUUUUGAGCGCCUUGGUCGUCGCGCUGAUGAAACAGUCAGACUAUGCGAACGCGGUGGACAAGUGUCGAAACCUGUAUGAUUUGGCGAAGAAAAGAUGUGGCUUAUUUCACGACACGACAUACGCCGCUUACACCAAUUUGGUCCAAUGCUAUAAAGUUGUUAGUUUUGAAGAAGGGAUAAAAUUACGGGAGGAAAUGGUGGUCAUUUUUGAAGCAGAGUUUGGACCCCAUAAUAUUCGCACGAUUGAAGAGCGGUACAAUUUGGCGGUGGCGUUUGGCGAUAAAGAUCCCGCUAAAUGUAAGAAACGUUUGUCUGAGUUGGCCCCGAUUUGUAAGCAAUAUCAUUUCGUCCUGUAUCAAAAGAUGGAAGGAUACAUUAAUCAGCCAAGUGGGGCAAAAACUAAGCUGAUGUCAUGGCUAAAUUAAACAUGUUCAAGAAUUAAGAAAAACCAUAAUUGUUGUUAAUUAUUUAGUCCUUUAAACGUAUUCGUUAAUUUAAACACGAACUAAACAAAUUAUUUAUCUGAAAAUUUCCAUGACGAAUUUAUGUAAGUAUUUGCGAAACACAGAUCCGGUCAAAGUAUGACAAUUAAUCAAUGUGUAACUUCUUAUCGUCGCACGUGUACACAUACAUAAAUGUUGAAUACAGAGAACAAUGGAUUGUGAUCAUCCUUGCGUAUUUUUAUAAAUUGACAAAGCACACAUAAUUACUAUUAUCUCGUAUUUCUCUUCCAGUGUUAAUCACAAAUUAUCUUUCAACACACUGAGAAAUGAGUUUCGUAUCAAUCAAUCAAAUGCCGAAAGCCAUCCUGUCUGAACUUUCGUUAACACUUGUUGAUUUUACUUAAUUGUAAUUGCAUCGUACUAUAUAUUAUUGAAUCAUACAUAAUGAUCCCCGCAAAUAAAUUAUACGCAGCCUUCAGCCAUUUUUUGAUAUUUUCCGUCUACUCCAUCCCACUCGUCGUCGCUCAGCGGACUCCUUUAGUUGAAGCUUUUCCCGAACGGAGAAUCUCUGUAUCGGAAUCUUCACCAGUACGGGGUUUCAUCCUUGGUUCGACUGAGCUGAACAGUGGGAAGUUUUUAAUUAGCGUCUCACUCGUCUCGUUUUUUUGUCGGAUAGAGAAUAAUGACCCUGCUCCACACCUGGAUGUUUAUGGGGAAAAUGGACUGUUUAAACGGUGGAAAUGCGACGAUUUGGCAAGUCGUCAGGUGUGGUUGACCCUUGAUGCUUUAGCUGGCAGCCCAUGGUUCAAUAUCACGGCUUCAAACAACACCGCGUGGGAGAAAGGGUGGGAGGCUCUGGUUGUGGGGACCUUGUACCAGACAAAUUACACCUUGGCCCGUACGUGUCCAGAGGGAUAUUUCGACUGCAAAAGUCCAAGCGCAAUGUGUCUCGGGCAAAACAGACAGUAUGACACGCAAAGAUGCAUUCCUGACGAGCUCGUAUGUGAUAAGAUGCCUAGUUGUGGCAUGUUGUGCAACGCCGACGAGGCAGACAUUUGCAAUCGUACGAUAACAACACCGCGGAAUAACAAAUCAGGGGACGACUCAGAAUUUCCGACCUGGGGUUACUACGUUAUAGUUGGAUGUAUCUUUGGCGCGUCUACUAUUUACGGCAUUUUCGUUUGGAUUCGUAAUAAAAGAAUUCAGAAUGCUCGCCUGAUCAGUGAUGGCAUUCAAUUGAAACCCGCCUCGAUCCCAAUCCCCGCGCCAAUUGAACCUUCGUGGUCCAACGCUAACCAAGGUGGUGGGGGUGCAAGCAGGAGAAAUUCUCGGGAUGUCAGCUCGACUGUAACCGUUCCAGUUUUCGCCCCGAUGGAAAACUACGGUAAAAACUAGACAGCAAACUAUCACUGAAUUAUAAUUAUCACAAAUUUACUAAACUCUGGUAGUCAUUACCGGCUUCUAAAAUAUCCGUCUUAACGCACGUAUUUGUUUUGAAAGUUAAUUACAUCCUUGAUUUUAUUAUUUUCCUGAAACCAGAAUAUGAAUUAUGGUAUCGACAAUUUAAUAGCAUAUUUCUAUUAUCUAUUCGCGUAUCAAUUUUUGGAGUUACGGGUGGACAACAAGUUGGAUAAUGUUGAAUUGUUAUGUACCUUACCAAUAAAUUAUUCUGGACAAGUAAAAA